CUGGGGUGGGAGGCAGCAUGCAGCUGUCGCGCAGCGAGCAUCUUGCCUCGUCUCCCGCCAGAUCCACCGCCAGCCUGGACGAGUGGUUUACCAUUACUCGCGAGGAUCUGGCGGUCGCUGCUGUCGACAACAGCUCGGAUUGGGACGGCGACUUUCAGCUCGUCGCCCUCCCGCCUGACGCUGAAGACGCUUUCGUUUUCGACCAGCCCCGCGGUGAAGAAAUCCCUAUCCUCGCUGACCAGGAGACCGAGAAGGGGAGGGCACACACCCCUCCAACCCGACCCGAUAUCAGCACCGUCGCUUUCGAGCCGACAACCGACGUGUUGAACGCCCCGUCAAUACUCCCUGCCUCCCGCGUGGUCCUCAUCAACGACCGCGUAACCCCCGCACCCGGCUUCAACACCUUGGCGGCACUGGCCUUUGACGACCGCUGGAUCGGCCGCGACGCCAAGGUCACGCGCAGCGCCAAAAACUGGUGGGCAUGUGGCUGCUGCAGGCGCCGCCCUCGCGGACCAGACUCGUACCCUCUUGCCGACGUCGUAUUCCUCCAGCGCCGCGUAGUGGCAGUCGGUCGCGGGCAGCGCCGCUCAUCCGCCUUCCCGCCCCCGCUCAUGAUUGCCCGCAUUGUUGAUGCCGCCGAGGAGCUCGCUUACCGUCUCGUGCGUGAAGCUGUUCGCGGGGCCCAUGAGCGUACCACCGGCACGGCGAUCGCCCUGUUGUAAGCAGUCUUGAACUGUCAAGCCCCGAAGCAAGGGGUGGAAGCGCGGGGAAAUUGAGAUAGCCAAGGGAGCAAAACUCGACACCUAUGUACCUCUUUACAUCUUACUGACAUAUUGGAUGCACCUCAUGGAAAGGA
Molecule: messenger RNA, 856 nt
Organism: Cutaneotrichosporon oleaginosum
Lineage: Eukaryota; Fungi; Basidiomycota; Tremellomycetes; Trichosporonales; Trichosporonaceae
Source: RefSeq, a predicted model, not a curated record